UUUUGUAAUGGAUAGUUCACAAUAAUAAUGGUUCCUUAAAUGUAGAAUGUAAAAAUCAGCUGGUAUUUUAAUAGUUGAAAGAAUAUGGAAAGUGAUCAGGAUUUGGUUGGGCCUCCCAAAGACAUUUUUACCACAGCAGAUAAAAGUCUUACGGAUGAGGAAAAGUGUAGAUUGGAGGCUCAAAACAGUCGUAUGGUUCCCGAGUUCAAAGCUAAGAAACUUGAAGAGCAAGCACAACGUCAUUGGGAUAUUUUCUACAAACGCAAUGAAACACAUUUUUUCAAAGACCGACGUUGGACCACACGUGAGUUUGAAGAAUUAUUGGAUAUACCACACGAAAAGAAUCAAGAAGGCGGUGAAAAACAACGACGUUUACUUGAAGCCGGCUGCGGCGUAGGCAAUUUAAUAUUUCCUCUAAUCGAAGAAAAACAAGAGAGAAGUUCAGGUUCGAAUACUUCUUGGUUUUAUUACGCUUGUGAUUUUUCACCACGCGCUAUAGAGUUCGUUUGCUCAAAUCCACUAUAUGAUGAACGCCGUAUAAAAGCAUUCCAAUGUGAUAUAACCACGGAUCAAAUACAUGCUCAUAUAUCUGCGUCCUCUUUGGAUAUUGUUACAAUGAUAUUCGUAUUAUCUGCCAUUCACCCUGAAAAAUUUUCCGCUGUUGUGGAAAACAUGUAUCGCCUCCUAAAGCCCGGCGGUGUAAUUUUAUUUAGAGAUUACGGACGUUAUGAUAUGGCACAAUUACGUUUCAAACCUGGCAAUAAGAUAGCUGAAAAUUUUUACAUGCGACAAGAUGGCACCAGAAGUUAUUUCUUUGCCGAAAAGGAAUUGGCUGCAUUGUUUACACAUUCUGAUAGGUUCGAGAUUAUUGAAAAUUCCUAUGUACACAGGCGUACGCUAAAUAUUAAAGAAGGCAUUGAUGUGCCUCGCAUUUUUCUCCAAUCGAAAUUACGAAAGAGAUAAUUAAUGUUUUUUGCAUUUAAUGGGAGUAAUUUAUUAAUUAUAUUAAUUAAAUUUAAUAAUAGAUAACAUUUUGUUAGGUAACAUUGAAUAAAUACAUUUAAUUAAAAAUAUCUAAUUAUAUGUGUCGUGAGUGGAGUGAUAAAUUCUAAAAAGAAAUUACAAUUUUUUAAGUGACUUAGUGACUACUGGUUUACUGCUCAAUAAGUGACAAUACAAACAUACAUACACUUCUCAUUAGCGUUAUAUGGAAGGAAUAUGAUUGAAGUGCUAUUUAGAAAAAAUAAACAAGCUUAUACCAAGGAAAACAA
Messenger RNA from Ceratitis capitata (Mediterranean fruit fly), 1271 nucleotides. Its product is annotated as methyltransferase-like protein 6. The record is from RefSeq and is a predicted model, not a curated record. NCBI's taxonomy places the organism in Eukaryota, Metazoa, Arthropoda, Insecta, Diptera, Tephritidae. The transcript has a single exon. The coding region runs from base 85 to 963 and encodes 292 amino acids.